AUGGAGUGCGCUCUGCAAUUGCCGUGUCAAGAAGAACAUAUUCACUUUUUCUUGAUUCAUUCGGUUUUUUCUCUUGGCGAUAUUAAGUCUACGUUUUGCUGGUGGGUGAACGUCUUUUCAAAUUGGUGCGAUAAAAUUGGAUCAUCAAAAGCUGGCGCUUUCGUUUGGGAAGUAAACAAGAUAUAUAUUUCUAAUGGCCGAAGGGGCAAUGAAUCUCGGAUGUGUGUCAUGCAGCCUGCUGCAAUAAGUAAUAAUACGGAACAACUUUUAUUUUCCGACAGUGUUAAAGAUAAUAGCCGAAACAUGCCUGAAAAUAGUGGAUCCUGGUUUUUGAGAGUGUUCUACAGUCAACAUUUGGUGGAGGAGAUUCUAGUAACAGCCAGAAAAAAGUAA
Mucor mucedo is the source of this 393-nucleotide messenger RNA. RefSeq lists its product as uncharacterized. The record is from RefSeq and is a predicted model, not a curated record. The transcript has 3 exons. Bases 1 to 393 code for a protein of 130 amino acids. NCBI's taxonomy places the organism in Eukaryota, Fungi, Mucoromycota, Mucoromycetes, Mucorales, Mucoraceae.